GAGUUCAUACCUAUCCAUAAAAUAUUCUUUUUUAUUUCUAUUUUUUGGAAUUAUUAAUUAUUAAUAAUAUUUAAUAAUAAAUUAAGAAAGGUCACAUUAUCUAGAAGUAUAAAUAGUAGUUGCACCAUGUUUGAGUAGAAACCAUAUGAAUAUUUUUGAGCUGAUACUUGAAGCCAAGAAAUUACAACAACAAAUCAUGGAAGAAGCAAAGAUGAACUUUCAAUUAUUUCCAACACCUGAGGAACUUGAAAUAAUUUCUGCAAAGAAUUUUCAACAAAAAAUUAAUUUAAGUUUUUUCAAUAAAUCAGAGAAAUUAUUUGAUGGUAGUAGUAGUAGCUGUGAUUCCACCACCACUACUGUUACAUCCUUUGAUUCAAAUUCAUCAUCAGAUUUAAUGGAGGAUGCAACUUCUUCUUCUUCAUCUUCAUCUUCAUCUUCAUCUUCAGAUGGUCCCUUGUUUCAUUUGUCAGAUCUCAUGGAUAAACUUCCUAUCAAAAGAGGGCUUUCAAAGUAUUACACGGGAAAAUCAGAGUCAUUUACAUCACUAGCAAGUGUCGAAAAUUUGGAAGAUCUUGCAAAGAGAGAGAAUCCGUACAGGAAAAGGGUGAAAUUGUGCAGGAAUUAUUACAGUCCAAAACCCACAAUUGCAAAGAAAGCUUCUUAUUCAAGGAAUUCAUUUUCAAGUAAUUUCAUGAGCAGACCUCCUUCAAUUCCUUCUGUGUUAAAGGAUUUUUAAUUUAUUUUUUUCUUUCUAUUUUUAGAAGUAUAUUUUUUUCAAAGGUAAAUCAGAAAAUUUUGUACGGUUAGCAAUCUGCCUUUUCAGUGUUCACAGCUGCAAGUGCAAGAGCUUAAAAAUUGAGGGUUUUCUCAUUAUUAAUACUGGUUCAUAAAUCUUUUAUCUCAAA
Molecule: messenger RNA, 905 nt
Organism: Spinacia oleracea (spinach)
Lineage: Eukaryota; Viridiplantae; Streptophyta; Magnoliopsida; Caryophyllales; Amaranthaceae
Product: protein OXIDATIVE STRESS 3
Exons: 2
Coding region: 146-736 (196 amino acids)
Source: RefSeq, a predicted model, not a curated record